GCGGCCUCCGGAGGCUUUAUCAGGAAGGCUGCCGGCUGGCCUGGUGGUUUGUGCUCCUCAGUUGGUUCCCGGGGCUUUCGUUGUCGCCACGGGCAAGCGCCGCUCACACCAUGGCUCGGGUCCCGACUGCGCCACAGCCUCUCGGAAGACGUGGGCCCUCGGAGCCUCUUUAGUGCCGGUGCUCGGGCCGCAGGCAGCUCCGCGGCGGCGGAACAGGACCUCUGGAAUGGAUGGACUUGUUCUGGGCAGCUUUGCUAACUUGCAGCAGCUGGACGAUGUUCCUCGUUAAUAUCUGUCUGUCAGCGUAAUCGUCACACCAUUUCACGCUGGUAAGCCUUGUAAACAAGCCACAAAGCUGUGUGUGCCUGUCAGAAGAACGGUAUUGGAGCUAUUCUUUGAUGUUCACUCUCUUGAGCCUAGUGGGCCUCUAGGCAAGAUGUCCCUGCCCAUCGGGAUGUACCGCCGGGCAUUCAGCUAUGAUGAUGCCCUUGAGGACCCUACACCCAUGACUCCUCCUCCAUCGGACAUGGGCAGCAUCCCCUGGAAGCCAGUGAUUCCAGAGCGCAAGUAUCAGGACCUCGCCAAGGUGGAGGAAGGAGAGGCCAGUGUCUCCUCCCCUGCCGUGGCCCUGUCAUCGGCCACUGACGGUGUGGACAAGGUCCCUGUGGUGAAGGCCAAAGCUACACGCGUCAUCAUGAAUUCUUUGAUCACAAAACAGACCCAGGAGAGCAUUCAGCGUUUUGAGCAACAGGCAGGGCUGACAGAUGCUGGCUACACACCCCACAAGGGCCUGACCACCGAGGAGAUCAAGUACCUUCGAGUGGCAGAAGCGCUCCACAAACUAAAGCUACAGAGUGGAGAGAUAACAAGAGAAGAGAAGCAGCCGGCUUCAGCCCAAUCCACCCCAGGCAGCACCCCCCACUCUUCCCCUAAGCAGAAGAGCAGAGGCUGGUUCGCUUCUGGUUCUUCCACAGCGUUACCUGGCCCAAAUCUUAGCACCAUGGAUUCUGGAAGUGGGGAUAAAGACAGAAACAUGGCAGACAAAUGGAGCUUCUUUGGACCAAGAUCCCUCCAGAAGUCUGAUUCGGGAGGUUUCGCCACCCAGACCUACAGAGGAGCCCAGAAACCUUCUCCAAUGGACCUGAUCCGUGCGCAGGCCACCCGAAUGGCCGAAGAUCCAGCAACUUUCAAGCCACCCAAGAUGGACAUCCCAGUGAUAGAAGGGAAGAAACAACCACCACGGACCCAUAAUCUCAAACCCCGUGACUUGAAUGUGCUCACACCCACUGGCUUCUAGAGCUAUUUCUAUUCCAGGGACUCUGGAUAGAGGGUGUCUUGUGUCAGCUCCCCUUUCACCUUGGCUCUGACAUAGGAAACAUUUUUUUUUUGAAACCUCUUAAACUGAGGCUAGAGCUGGAGACAUAAUUGGUUUUUGAGAAACAUCAGUGCAAAGCUUGUCCUUGUGUGGAAGAAGCCAUUUUGUAUUGCUUUAAUUUAAGGUUAGACUAAAUAAUCUCAGCAGUGAUGUAUGGGGGACCUCAUUACCUAUUUUUGUAUCAUUUACCCUAGAUAAGAACUUUGAUCAUUGCUUACUAGGUAAUAAUGUUUGUGUUGUUCCCAAACUGAGGCUUCUUGAUUCCUUUACUAUUGUCAACACGCGCAUGGACUAGUCAUGGAGUAGAGGUGUUCACUGACUAGUUUAGACAACUUUGGCCCUCUUCACUGUGCUGGUAUUGGGUGCUCUAGCCUUGUCAGUGAGGAGGACCUAAGAUCUGUUUGAGAUCUGGGUAGUUAAAAGCCAGACCUGGCAGGGGCCCCUCCUGCACUGAAGCUGGAGGCUCCGUGCUUCUUGGCAGACCUGCUGGACCGCUCGUCCUGUGGCCAGUUCCGACUGUGGUCCCCUCGGGCCAUGCUGUUGGAGGGAUGCUUCUCUUUUAUGGGUCACAGAACAAACAGUAGUCUUGCAUAUCUUGUGUUGCACUUUAACUCCAAUUUGGUUGAAAACUUCCUACAGAAGAAAAUUCAGUCUACUGGUUUGGUAUAGAUAAAUGGAUGUUAAACUUUUUUAAAGUAAAGAAGGUGGUAACUACAGUUAGAUUAUAGCCUUGAGGUCGAUGUGAAACUGAUGUCGUCCUAUUUUGAUUUCCUUGUUCAGGCCAGGGCCUGAAACUUUUUUCUGGGAGGUUGAAGAAUUAAAAAAUUUUCUGUAUGCAAUCAGUUUUCCCUAAAAUGAGCCUCCUACCUUUAUAAAUAUACUUUACUGAGGAAAUGAACUUGGGAAACCACCUUUUCAUUUCUCCUCACGGUGUACGUGUUCAGUCAUCAUCUUGAACACUCUCAAAUUCCUGCCAUUGUCUGCUUUGGACAGUAUCAUGUCGAUGUAAGGAGCUAAGCUAACCUUUCCACAGAGAGGACCUGGAGUCUAAAAUGAGCAGAACAGUUUAUUUAUUUGUCUUCUCUUAUGCUUGUAUCUCUUACUUGUUUUGACAAUAAAAAUCCUUACUACUUUCUCAAA
Equus caballus (horse) is the source of this 2515-nucleotide messenger RNA. RefSeq names its product KIAA1191. Gene Ontology annotation, cellular component: cytoplasm. Lineage: Eukaryota; Metazoa; Chordata; Mammalia; Perissodactyla; Equidae. The record is from RefSeq and is a predicted model, not a curated record.